AUGGCGGCAGUCUCUUUCACCACAGAGAGAUCCACAAAGGAGUCAAAUAACUUCAUUCGGCUUUGCCAAUUACUUCUUGAUGUUGGCACAAAGGUCCUUCAUGAUAAAUUUGAUACAUUGGUACCUCCUUGUGAACUUGCUGAUUUCUUGUCAAGCAAUAAAUCAAUUCUAAAGAAAAAACCAAGUAUCGGAGGGCAUGGAAGAGCUAAACUCUUUCCGUCAGACGGUGAGCCGUGUUCAAAGGUAUUCGACAUUUCCCUGAUAUACGUUCUCUUUAGGGAAACCCGUAUUACUAAUGACGAUGGUAUCUCUAGACCUUUGAUCGCACCACCCAUGCUGGGUUGGGGUGUCAAACCAGAUUCCUCCGAUUCUAGUGACGCAGCAAACAUUGAACGCUUGCGUCUCGCUCGCAACGAUCUCUACGGUCAUAAACUGAAAGCUGCAAUCAGCAAUGAGGAAUUUGAGGAAACCUGGGGGGAACUCUAUACGGCGGUGAUUAGUAUAGGAGGUGCCAAAUACAGACACGAAGUCGACAAUAUUCAAAAGCACACAAUGCCAGCUGAGAUCAACGUGCCUCAUACCACAAAGCUGAUGCAGGUGCUUAUUGAGAAAAGAGGCGAGGAGGACAAGAAGUUUGUGGAGACUCGUGCCUAUCGUCGGAUUGAAGAGGAAGUAGACCGAACUGGUACUGUUUUGAUUGUUGGCAACUCUGGCGAGGGAAAGACAUCGUGUGCGUGGCACCUCAUUCUGCGCCGUCUUGUCGCUGGCGACAACCUUGUCAUAAUUGACUCGGCAGAUGACUGGCGUAAAAAAUGGGACGCUAGCAAAAAACAAACGAUAUUCGUGGACAAUUGUUUUGGGGAGUCUUGUGCUAUUCCCGAACGCGCAGAAGCCUGGCAACGUCUACAGGAGGACCUCCGAGGUUGUAUCAACAACAAUGACACAACGGUCAUCGCUACUGUCCGUACGUAUAUCUACAGAGACUUGAAGGCAACGGUCAACCGCUUUCAUCUGUUUGGAAAGGCCAUUGAUAUUUCUUGUCCAGAUUUGCGUCUCUCGUCAUCUGAAAAGCUUCAGAUGAUUCGGAGCCAUUUGCGCGACAAGGAUAUUGUGUUGAAUGCAAAAUCAAUUGAAAUGUUAACACUAUGCGAUACCCCAUGUUUCCCGUUGUCCUGCAGACUUUUUGCAUCUGACGAGAUGUUUCGAGCAAAAGGUGAAAGAUUUUUUCUCCAACCCGUUUCACAGUUACGUGAGGAGCUUGUCCAGCUUUCAAGAAGAGACAGUGUCGCGUUUUCAGCAUUGAUCUUGCUGCUUGUGAAUGAUGGUCAUCUACUGUUUGAUAACCUGACGCCAAGUGAAUCUACGUUUAAUAAACCUCCGAAUGGAUGUUUUGAAAGACUUAACUUUAUAUUCUGUGGUGCCAAACCUACAGUCAACUGGGUAGCGGAGAAACUCGAGUCAAUAAAGACAUCACGAAAAUUACCUAAUCUAACCUUGUUCGAUAUAAAUCGAGCGAUCGAAAAACUCCGUGACUCACACGUCACAGUUACUGAUACUGGCUACAAGUUUGUACAUGCGUCUCUUCUGGAAGCGGUAGGUGUUGUCCUGGCAAAUGAAGACGCAAUGUUUGUACUGAAACACUGCAGUGCCCAUUUUAUUCAACAACACGUACGGAUUCAGUCUUUCCCUGAUGUCGCGGAGGACACCAUAGUAAGAUUGCCAGAGAUCUACCACAAAGAACUCGCCAGGCGUUUUACGGAUGAUGUCAUAAAUGGAGAUAUAGAUACUGUCUUCCAAAACCCCUCCAUCAGUGAUCUUUCAUUCUCUAUUCGUUGGUGUCUGCACAUUUCAAAUAUGGAGCGCACAAAACAGCUGAAAUUUUUCAAAAGUGUGGAUAAGAAGGGAUAUACAUUGCUUUAUUGGGUUGGUCGUACUGGUAAUCUUUCACUGUUGAGGCAGUUUUUACAGAAUGAGGAGCCAACAACAGAUUGUAUUCAUGGCGCAUGUUUCAGUGGAAAUUUAGAAGCCGUUAAGUACGUGCUUGGUAAAGAUGUAAGCACACACAUCGUCGACGCCGGGGGUAGGACGCCAUUGAUAAUCGCUUGUCAAACAGGUAAUUAUGACAUGGUCAAAUUACUUUUAAACCACGGGGCCGACGUUAACCAAGAACAGGAGUCAUUCGGGACACCUCUUCACUACGCAUGUUGGAGCGGCGAUAAACACUUAGUCAGUGUGUUGUUGGAAAACGGUGCAAAAUCAAACGUAGUCACAUAUGGUGGUUGGCCUGCUAUUUACUUCAGUGGCAGCGAAGAAAACGCCAAAAUUGUACAAAUGCUUUUGAAACGUCAAAACUCGAUCAACAUCACUGCAAACAGAGGUUGGUAUCCCUUACACCUUGCUGCUGGUAAAGGUUAUAUGGACAUUGUCCAUAUACUGAUAGAGAGUGGUGCCGACAUCAACAUAGCGACCACUAAGGGUUGGAGUCCACUAUUGUGCGCCACACAAAAAGGUCGGCAUACCGUCGCGAGUUUGCUUGUACAAAAUGGCGCGGAUUACAAUCAAUCGGACUAUUUCGGGGUAUCAUGUCUCCAUCGGGUGUGCUAUGACGGCUAUGACCUAGUAGCUAAGGUCCUCAUACAGGGAGGUGCUGACGUCAACAUCAGGUCAAAGGUCGGCUACACGCCACUCCACUGCGCAUGCGAUGCAGGCCAUAAAUCACUUGUAGAGCUUCUGUUACAAAAUGGCGCAGACAUAAACGCUGAGGGACAUAACCAAAAGACACCGGCCAAAGUAGCACAGAUUAAGAACAGGAAAGAAAUCUUGGAGCUUCUGACAGAUGGACGGUCAAAGAAAGACAUUCAAUAG
Ylistrum balloti is the source of this 2865-nucleotide messenger RNA. RefSeq lists its product as uncharacterized. The record is from RefSeq and is a predicted model, not a curated record. NCBI's taxonomy places the organism in Eukaryota, Metazoa, Mollusca, Bivalvia, Pectinida, Pectinidae. The coding region runs from base 1 to 2865 and encodes 954 amino acids. The transcript has 3 exons. Gene Ontology annotation, molecular function: protein binding.